Molecule: messenger RNA, 8957 nt
Organism: Hypanus sabinus (Atlantic stingray)
Lineage: Eukaryota; Metazoa; Chordata; Chondrichthyes; Myliobatiformes; Dasyatidae
Product: 52 kDa repressor of the inhibitor of the protein kinase-like
Exons: 4
Coding region: 1011-4649 (1212 amino acids)
Source: RefSeq, a predicted model, not a curated record
UACCCCAGAACCCAAUAGUCUUUUGGAGCAGACACUUUGGUUUUUUUUAAUGCUAGGAGCCAAAUUACCUCAGGCCUCCACCAAAGUGUUGAAAAUAAUGAGCCUUUCAGAUUAAAAAAUAUCCAUUCCCCAGAGCGUCUUGAAACUGGAUUUCCCUUGUUUCCUGAAAAGAACUCUGACAGCUCCCCCUCCACUGCUCCUGCCUGAAAAGUCACAUGGGCAGCACACCUAGUAGAGCCACUUACUCACAACUCAGAAUCAGAAGCAGGUUUAAUAUUACUAGCAUUUGUCAUGGAAUUUGUUGUUUUGCUGCAGCAGUACAUUGCAAUACAUAAUAAAAACUAUAAGAAAUAUUACAAAAAUAAGUAGUGCAAAAAAUUGAGAUGGUGUACAUAGGUUCGUUGUCCAUUCAGAAAUCUGAUGGUAGAGGAGGAGAGGUUUUUCCUGAAUUGUUGAGUGUAUGUUUUCACACUCCUGUAACAACAUCUUAAAGGUAGCAAUGAAAAGAGGGCAUGUCCUGGGUGAUUGGGGGCCCUUAAUGACAGAUGCUGCUUGCUUUUAUGGUUUUUUUUGAGGCAUCGCCUUUUGCAACUGUCCUCCUUUUGCCUAUGAUGGAGCCAGCUGAGUUCACAAUUUCUUGCAGCUUUUUCCAAUCCUGAACAGCCAUCCCUCCAGACUAGAUGAUGAUGCAACUAGUUGGAAUGCUUUCCACAGUACAUCUGUAGAAAUUUGUAAGGUAUCUUUGGUGAGAUACCAAUUCCCUCAAACUCCUAAUGAAAUGUAGCUGCAGUCAUGACUUCUUUGUAAUUACUUCAAUAUGUUGGACCCAGGAUCAACCUUCAGAGAGAUGUUGACAGCCAGGAACAUGAAAAUGCUCACCCUUUCCACUGCUGAUUCCUCAAGGAGAUUUGAGCCCUUACAGAACAGUCCUCAAGGAUAAUGCUGUGCCAACCUUGUUUGACUUGACAAGUCAUCUCAAUAAACCUGAAGGCAAACACAGAAAGCACAAGAUGAUAAAAGAGCUGAGUGAGGAAGAUCUGCUGAGGGUGAAGGCACCAAGAACUGAUGGUGAUGUCCUGAGAGGUCUACAGUGCAAACAGGAUGCAAUCAACGAAAUGGAAAAAACAGACCUGGAAGGUGCAACAGAAAACAUUGAGGAAUCUCCUCUUAUGGAAGAAUCUUUGAACUUAACACCUGAAGAGAAAGGAAAUAAAGAAUUUCUCAAAGUUUUAUUUGAAACUAUACUGCUCUUGGGGCGGCAAAAUGUUCCAUUGGGAGGUUCUGUUGCUGAAAAUGUACAUAAUUUGUGCAAUACUCCCGAUAAUGUUCAAGCACUGUUGGAGUUCAGAAUGAAUGCAGGUGAUGAAAUGCUACGCAAGAGGUUUGAGGCCACCGCAGUGAAUACAGUCUAUUGCCCAAAGAACCUACAAAAAGACCUCCUGGAUAUUUGUGAAAUGUGCAUACGGGAAGAGGUGCUCAGAGAAGUACGUGACAGCAAUUUCUUCUCCAUCAUAACUGACGAUGUGAUCAAUAUAGCAGGGGUUAACCAUGUUUCCCUGUUGAUAAGGUUUGUAGAUGAAUCCGAUUCACUGAGGCAAGAGUUUGUUGGGUUCAUACCAUGCGAGUUAAAUGGAGAGUUUUUAGCCAGUCGGAUCCACGAGACCCUCACAGAAAAAUGGGGACUGAAUAUGUAUUACUGUCGCGGGCAAGCCUAUAAUGGCUCUGGGACUAUGGCAUACAAAAAGCAAGUCGUUGUAGCUAGCAUCUUACAACAGUGUCCAAAGGCUUUGUGUACCCCCUGCUCAUUCUACCCACUAAAUAUAUGGAUGGCAAAGUCCAGCUUGAUAUUUGGUAUAAACCUGGUGUUAAGCUUGAUGGAAAAUAUUGUCUCAUUUUUCAGUUUAUCAUCUCAGCUCCAAAAGAUUUUUGAAGUUAGCAUCAACAGUGUAUAUCAAACAAAUGAGAAAUUGGCAAAAGAGCUGAAAAAGCUUUUCCAAAUCAAUUGGUAUGAAAGGCAUGACACUUUUGAGAUUCUGGCAGAUCUUUAUGAAGUGUUGGUGACCUGCCUGGACGAGAUCAGCUAUGAUACAUGUGGUAGGUGGAAUGCUGAGAUAUCGACCCAGGCCAGUAUGCUGUCAUCCACCAUGCGAGAUUUUGAAAUCGUUGUGUCUCUAAUGGUCUUGAAGAAUGUCCUCUCCUACACAAGAGCCUUUGGCAAAAACCUCCAGGGUCAAGCUUCAGACACCUAUUUUGCCUCAAGCACUUUGACUGCUGUCCUCCAUUCGUUGAAUGAAAUGAGGGACAAUAUUGAAGUAUACCAUGAAUUCUGGCUGGAGGAAGCCACCAACCUGUCCUUGAAAAUGGGGAUUGAAAUAAAGUUGCCAUGGAGGUGCCGUCGGCAACCUCAAAAUGAAGAGGUGUCUGAGGAGACUCCGGAAAAUUACUACAAAGAAGCCAUCACUGCACCAUUUCUAGAUCACGUAAUUUUAGAAAUUGAGGAGAUGUUCUCAGAGCAGCAGUUAAAGGCCCUCAAGUGCCUGUCGUUGGUGCCCUCUGUUAUGGCACAGCUUAAGUAUAACACCGGAGAGGAAAACAUGGCUGAUCUGUAUAAAGAUGACCUCCCAAAUCCAGACACCCUUUCAGCAGAAUUGCACUGUUGGAAGAUAAAAUGGAAGCACCGUAGCCGUGACGUCGAACUACCCAGCACAAUCUCAGAGACUCUUCGUCACCCAGACAUCAAGUUCUUUCCAAACGUGUACACUCUGCUCAAAAUUGUCUCUAACCUCCCAAUCAUCAAACUUGAAACUGACAAGUGUGACGUUGGCAGAAAGCGGCUUAAAGCCUACUUGAAAGCCACUCCAGUUGAGGAGCGAAUGGGCAGUCUGGCACUGAUCCACAUCAAUUACGAUGCAAAGCAUGACUAUGACACAAUGGUGGAUACCUUCGCAAAGUUGUACCCAGAGAAAAUGCAGCUGCCGCAUGUGACAGAUUCAGAUAGCGUGGAAGUAAACAAUCAUGGUGGCAACAGAGUAGAAAUAAACAAUUUGGGUACAGGUGCUGCUCCAUUGUACGAGGUUGAUGGUGACUGUGUGGCACUGGUGAGUGGGAUAGUGUUGCAUCACCAGUCGCCAGGAACGAUCCUGGAGGCCUGCCAGAACCCAGGCAAGAAUGUCAUAGAAGUGACCCAGCACCCAGUGGGGAGCACUGUGGAGCUGCAACAGCUUCCUGUCAGUGGCACCAUGAUAGUGACCCAGCAUUCGACAGAACACCAACCUGAAGUGCCCCAGCAGGUGGGGAGCAACGUGGAGGUCCAGCAGCAUCACAUCGAGGGAAGGGUGGUGGAGGUCAUCCACCAUCCGGAAAUGAAUGGGGCAGGGCUGCAGCAUCGCUCAGAGGUGAAUGGUGUGGAACUAGAGGACCAUCAGGAGGAGGUUAUUGAGGUGAGCCAUCAUUCGGAGAUGAGAGCUGUAGAAUUUGAAUCAACAUUGGAGGAGGGUGGCAUGGUGGAACUGGAGCACCAUGUACAAGGCGUUGCUGUGGCGCUACAGCACCAGGUCGACGGAAGUACAGUGGAACUACAGCCUGAAAGCAGCACAGUGGAGGUACAUCGUCCUGAAGCAAAUGCUGUAGAGCUGAGCCACCACACAGAAGAGAGUUCUAUGGAGGUUGAUCAUUACCCAGAGUCCAGCACCACAGGCUUGCAGCAGCAUCUGGAGCCCAGUGCCAUAGAACUGCAACACCAAAUCCAACCAGAACCCAUAACCACGGAAAUCUUAUGCCAUGCAGAGACCCGAGCAGAAGCACAGCACAGCCUGGAACCUGUUGCUGUGGAGGUUCAGCAUCCCCCCGAUCCCAGUGAGGCAGAGUCACAGCACCAUCCGGAGCCAAGACAUCCAGAGCCUGCUGGUACAGAUAGACAACACUGUUCUGAACCUGUAGACAUGGCCACCCAGCACCCCUCAGAGCCUGUCCCUACAGACAGAGAGCUCCACUUAGAGUCCACCUCUUCAGAGGUACAACAGCAUUCUGAGCCCAGUGCCAUAGUAAUUCAGAGCCACCCAGAGGUUGUUGCUGAAGAGAUAGAGCACUAUUCUGAAUCUGUCACUGAAGGAUCUAAUGCCACUGUAAUCCAGAACUAUCCUGAGCCUGUCACCACAGUGAUACAGCAGCAUCCCAAGCCUGUUACUGUGCAGAUACGUCAGCAUCCGGGGCCUACUGUAAUGGUAAUCCAAAGCCACCGAGCGUCUACAGUCACAAAUACUGCACCCAGUGCCUUGUUGAUCCAGCAACACCCUAAGCCCAUCACUACAAAGAUACAGCACCAUUCAGAGACUGGUGCCAGAGACAUACACCAUCACCCAGAACCUAAUACACUAGAAUUGCAGUCACAUCUAGGAUCCUGUGAAGUGGUUGAGGUUGCAGAGAUUGUGGAAUCCAGCACAGUGGAGCUGGAGAACUGUUCAGAGGCAGUGGAAAUACAAGAGCAUCCAGAAGGAGGCACAGUGGAAGUGGACAGUAUGAGUGUCUGCACUCAGGAUGUUCAUGAAGGAAUAAGUAUUCUGGAAGUUAAAAAUUCAGAAGAAAGCAAUGCAGAAACGAACAUUUCUAGUGUAAGUAAUGUAAAUAAGUCUGAAGUAGCUGUACAAUAAAAUGAUUCUUUGUCCUACUUUGAGUAAAUUUAAUGCAUCAAAAUCUCUGAUUGGGCAUGUUUAAAUGAAGACUCUUGCAUGGCUUUCCUCAGAUGUCCAUUAAGAGGGAAAUAUCAUAAUUCUGGAGUACUGUCAUUCAUUGUCAUAUUAACAUCUCUCUGCACCCACCUUUCCUUCUUGCUUUGCCUUACAAUAGGAGAGAACUUCAGUGUCCAUCUACAAUUACUUCUGAUUUUAAGCAUUGGUGCCCUGGGCCAAAAGGAAAAAAUGAGAGAAUCUUGCCAAAGACCCAUUUACAUGAAAGGCCUGCCCUGUGAUUAUCCAGUGCUGUGCUCUCUACUGAUGUGUAGUUGUUAAGUUUAUAAAAAGCUGAUGUCAGAAAAGGAACUACACUAUUGAGUUACACAUGAACGAUGUGUUUGUUUAUGUAAAAUUCUGUGUUUUAAGUAUAUAGCAUCCCUGCCUAGGUACAUUUAGUGUUGAAUUCGAGCACCUUGAGCUGUAUGACUUUUCUUCAGUGCUUUGUACCAGCUCAGCUUAGAAUUACCAGGCUUACGCAGUCAUGCACUGUGUUCUGAGCAAUGGCAGGAGCUUCUGUUUUGGUCCUUUUUCCCCAUCUACUCCUCUGCCUACACUGAAUGUUCUAAUUAGUCUGCAGAUCACUUGACUGAACCUCUUGUUAUCCUGGUAACUGUAGCUCUGUGUUGCAAUAUCCAAUCAGACUUGCCCAAUAAGGUUUAUUUUUCUCGCAAAUGUUUCCACGUGAGAUAUUUAAACUAUAACAAUAACUAUUUUUAAACAUCUCAUUCAUUCUACAUUGUAUAUUUGAAUAAUAAUUAAAUAGACCAUCCAGAGUGGGACCACUGUCUUCAAACUUUUUGGAAAUUUGUGGAUACUUUCAGAAGUGACUGGUACAUUUGUUACUUUUCCAUCCUUCCACCAGUGGUGUUUGACACCAUCAAAAAGGUUAAAUGUGAGGAGAAUGUAUUUUUGUCCAUGUAAGACCUAUCCUUUUAACAUUGGGGAAGAUCUUGCAUCUGUGUGCUGGAUAACAUGUCAAGACAACAAGAGUUACUUAAAAUCUUGGUCACUGGGUUUUCCAUGCACAUGUUCUCAUUACUGUAAAAAGCCUAGAGAAUUAUGAUGUUUGGUUAUUUGAGGUGAAUGGCGCAUUUGGGGAAGGAAGGAAGGAAUCUUCAAUUGAUGAAGUAUUUUGAUUGAUUAGAGUUUAAUUAACUUCCAUAUUGCAGUGGGAAUUGAUCUGAAAGGUUUGCUAAAAUAAUCACUGGGAGAAGUACUCCUUGCUCCCUCAGCUUCCCUAGCUUAAAUAUCUCUUGACAAUUAUAUGGAUAUAUAUUCAGCACUCAUGCAAAAUUAACCAUUUGUCCAACAAGGGGUUUGGUGGAGUGCAGCUAAUUAUUCAAAUAUAUUCAAAAUGUGUCCCUUAUAUUUUGAAGUUGCACCCUGGAGUUUAUUUGAAAAAUUAUUUCUGCAAAUUGAAUGUCUUUUUCCAUCUUGAAUAAUUUUGUUUAAUACUUCCAUCUGGGGAAAUUGUUCUUCUUUUUUUGCUGUUACUUUAAUUAAAGUAUUUGGUUUUCUUUACAAUGUUCCAGGUGCAAGUGGAGUAAGCAACUGAGCCCACUUAAUGGCCAUCGUUAUGCCAAGUUAAGAUUAUAUGCAACUUCCCAGUUUAUGAUCCAGGGUAGAAUAGGGAACAUAGUAAGAAAGUAUGGGAACUGAGGUGUGCACUAGGUGUUCACUGUCGAUAUUGACAUUGCAGUGAUUUCUCCAUGUCUGAUCACAUAGACCAUUAAUAUACUCAUCCAUACCGGUAAGCUCACUGUGAAAUUGAGCUGCUGUUUAUGGGAUUAAUUCCCAGCAUGAUUCUUGUUGAUAGUUUAAAAAGAACAAAAAUAUAUUUUCUGUCAAAUUAUAUUUUCCUCUUAGAGUUUUCCCAUAAUCAUUAGUUUUUCAGAUCUUGACAAUUGACCACCAGCAAUGUGGAGACCUUUGGUGUAUUUUUCUAUUAAACCAACAUAUUGAACCAGUCCCUUGGUUGGUGUUCAGAGGAUUGUAAACACAAGCUUCAAAUAAACUUCAAAUUUAGCAGUUCUAUUUCCUCAGUGUUUGAUGUUGGAAGGGAAUAGAUCAGGUAAAGAGACCAGAUAGUGUGCAUAGAGAAGUCCUUUUGGGAAGCCCCUGUACCCAUUUCUUGAUGUGAACUUGGUGCUGCAGCAGUCGUGGCCAAUGCAGUUUUGUUGGUGCUGCAGUCAGUCAUGGCCCAUGCAGUUUUGUCAGUGUUGAAUUUGAUCUUAUCCUUGAUUUUUAUUACCACUAGUUCAAUAGACAAUAGGUGCAGAAGUAGACCAUUCAGCCCCUCGAGUCUGCACCGCCAUUCUGAGAUAAUGGCUGAUCAUUCACUAUCAAUACCCAGUUCAUGUUUACCUCAUUAUUAUUAGGGGGCAGGAAGCUUGACUGUUUCAAUUUAUAGAGCUUCAGUGUCUGCCCAGAUAGAUGUCAGUUGACUGAUCAGAGAACAAAUGUUAAAUCUGGGACCAAAUAUUGUCUUGUGUGGUUCAUUUUUAUUCUAGUCCACAAGAGGGAGCUCCUUUCACACGCCAGUGAAUUCUGAGUAUUGAAUUAUAAAUCAGUAGACUGGGCUUUUGAAUGCUGUUUUCAGUGGGUUGGUUGAUUCUUUCAUUUCAUACAGAUCUGCUUGGUUUAAUUUAUUAACCUUUUCUGUCAUUAUAAACAGUUCACUUCAUCAAUGGGCUUGGAAAUCUAACAGAAAGAUUCCAUUUGCUGUUUAUAGGUAUAGGUAUCUUAUCAUUCACUUGUUACAAUGUUAGUUUCAUGAAUACCUGCUUGCCUAAUGAUAAGAGUCAGAAAUCAAUUUCUGUGAAAUAGUUGUUGAUCCUCAAAAUUAGACUUGCACUCUAUUGAAAUACAGUUGAAAGGCUCCCUAUAUCUAAGGUCAAAUUUAUAAAAUAAGACCCAUUUGCAAGUUGUUUAAACAGAUUGGUGAUGUGGAAUGAUUCCUUUGUAAUGUUCUUUACAGCCUACUUGUCAAAGAUGUUUUAAAUUAAAUGGCACAGGCAUUUUCUGCACCUGCACAAUGGCUUAGCAGGUAAGGCAACACUUUGUGAUGGAAGCAGACAAGGAAGGCUCAUCAUAUUUUUCAUUCAGUUGAUUAAUUGACCAUAGUUCUAACCGGAGUUCUCUAAUUAUCUCCUGCAUUCUGCAUGGGAAUUGGUUUAGCUAAGGUUUUUCCAUUUGUUGUCUAGGAGUUGCUUAUUGAUUAUGAUGGGUGUUAUUCUGCCUUAAGAUACCGUCAAGGCUUCUGCUUAAAUGAAGGCAAUUUGUGAAAGGUACUGGAAUGAAUAUUUAAAUGGUGUAUAAUUUGUCAAUUUCAGGACAAGAUGCCAUUUAUAAGUUUUUGUGUGUGUAAAUACUCCCUGUUCAGAUUAAUGGUAGGGUGGGAAGGGUUGGGUUUGGUGUGGUGAUGAUGCUGGUUCUCUUUCUUAUUGUUAGUAGUUAGUGGCAGAGUACAGCAGUUAACUGUGAGAAGGUUUACUUGUUCACUUCUGAUAAAUAUAAGGCUGUUUUUAGUUUCAAGCAGAAAAAAAGGGAAUAUCCUGGUGGGGGUAAAAUUUCCCUCUCCCCCGCCCCUCCAAAAGAGGCAUUGAAUUUGAUCUCUGCUGAUGUUCUUAGAAUGGGAUUUAUUUCCCCCAAGCACGUUGUGCUCCCUUCAAAAAUGGCUGAUUUUUUUUUCCCUUGCACCAACACUAUUAGCUUUUUACUUCAGAAAUAAAAUAAACAGCCUUUAUUUUCAAAUUGCAAAGCUUGUUAGCUUAUUGGUAAAGUUUGUUGGUCCGUUUUGUCUUUUUAAAGAAAAUAUUUCAGAAACAUACUAACAGCUCCUGGUGUAUGUAUCGGUGAUCAUUUGUGUUGGUACUGAUGUUUUCCUUAAGAAUAGCGAGCAAGUUCAUCACUUUACACACUGUGAGGGACAUUUCUUGUAAAUGCUUUGCUACACAUUCUGUACUUCAGUGCACCAGUGACCCUCUCAUUACAAGUACUUGAGAAAAACCUGCACUUGUUUAAUCCUGUAACUUUUUUCCAUUAAUUAUUAAGAACUUUGUCGGAAUUGUUGCCAUUUGUGGUACGUAAAUGCAGUGGAAUAAGUCAUACUUUCAUGUUCUGUCUUAUGUUCAGUGUUGCAAAGAACUAUUGUUACUUGGGCUUAUUUCUGCAGUCUAGAUGUUGAAUACGUGCAACUGUAUUUUACAAUAAAUUGAAAAUUUAGAA